This is a messenger RNA of Clupea harengus (Atlantic herring), 1175 nucleotides long. Its product is annotated as transmembrane protein 60. NCBI's taxonomy places the organism in Eukaryota, Metazoa, Chordata, Actinopteri, Clupeiformes, Clupeidae. The record is from RefSeq and is a predicted model, not a curated record.
CCAUUUUGAUUGACAGCAAGCAAAAACCGUUCGAAUUUUUUUUGCCAGAAUAAGGAGUCCUAUCUGUUAGGAAGCGAUCGUUCAUGUAUGUUGUUAAGUAUGCAACGCCUUCAGAACAUGUCGACCUCACUGACACAGACCGACUCGGCGUGCAUUUUAUUCUCAGAGAUGGGUGGUAACCUGUAGUCGGCGCAGACAACGAUGAACCCGAGGAGACGGUGCUAACGUUAAUUAAGUGUUUGAUGUGUUUCAGUGUCUGGCUGGUCUUGGCGCGUGGCCUCGACUCGGUAGAUGAGGAUGUCGUUGGCACAGCGGGUUCUCCUGACGUGGCUCUUCACGCUGGUCUUCCUCAUCAUGCUGGUGCUGAAGCUGGACGGGAAGGUCCACUGGAACUGGUUCCUGGUCUUCACGCCCGUGUGGGUGUUCGACGGCACGCUGGUCCUGAUGCUGGCGGUGCGGAUGGCGGGCCGCUGCCAGACGGGUAGGGAGCGGGAGCGGGCGCCGGCGCUGCGGAGACAAGCCUGGCACCUGCUGGCCGUGCUGCUGAAGCUGGGCUUCUGUGUGGCGCUGUGCGCCCGACUCCACGGCCUCAUCAGCGUCAUGCUCGUCUACGUCUGCGCCCCCCUGUGGCUGCUGCUGGCCGGUGCACUCCUGGAGCUGGGCUCCAACAUCUUCCCCAGCCGCAGGGACUGAGCAGCCAAUCGCAGCGCAGCAUCUUCCCCCACCGCGGGGACUGAGCAGCCAAUCGCAUCGCAGCAUCCUCCCCCGCCACAGGGACUGAGCAGCCAAUCGCAUCGCAGCAUCCUCCUCUUCCACCAAUCACAGCGCAGCUCACGGAACCAGAACCGUAUUGCAUAAAACUCCAUAAAACUAGAAAUCAGGUUAAGAAGAGCAGCCGUCUCACACACACACACACCGUCACUGGGGCUGAAACAGCCUCGGCGAUGUGUGUGUGUGUGUGUGUGUGUGUGUGUGUGUGUGUGUGUGUGUGUGUGCACGUGUGUGUGCCCGCGCGCAUGGUGAACACUUGGAAACACCUUCUGACAGAAACAUUUGUGGGUGGAGCUAGCACUAAUUAUGCCUGGACCGCCACAACCAUACUGUGACACACACCACACACACACACACACACACACACAGAGACAGACAGACAGACACACACACACAGAGACAGA